UUUUUUAUCUGGCAACACUGGUUCUCCCUUUAACAAGUAAUUAAAUUGGUUUUGUCGAAACGAGGUAUUUUUUUGUGUUCGAUAGUAAUUUUUUCGGCAACAACUUACAUACACAUUUAUUUUCUACAAGAAACGUUUAAAUUAUUUCUAUUAUCAAAUAUAUUAAUUAGGUGGUCUCAUUUAUCUAUGCCAAUGGCGACUAUAUCUUUUGCCAAAAAUUUGGUUAAUCCAGCUCUUAAAUUAUUAUUAAAAAACAGCCAGUGUUCUCAAUUAAGAUGCGGUAAUGGUUUGCCUGGAUUGACACCGCUGAGUAUUGUGCUCAAGAGGAACUAUGCUGAGAAACAGGUCUUUGAAAGAACUAAACCUCAUUGUAAUGUCGGAACCAUAGGACAUGUAGAUCACGGGAAAACCACAUUAACUGCUGCUAUAACAAAAGUACUAGCCGAUUUGAAUUUAGCACAAAAGAAGGGCUACACAGAUAUUGACAAUGCUCCUGAGGAGAAAGCUCGUGGGAUCACUAUUAAUGUUGCUCAUGUUGAGUACCAAACAGAACAAAGGCAUUAUGGACACACAGACUGUCCGGGACAUGCUGAUUAUAUUAAGAACAUGAUUACUGGUACUGCUCAAAUGGAUGGAGCUAUACUGGUAGUUGCUGCUACUGAUGGAGUCAUGCCACAGACAAGAGAGCAUUUACUUCUUGCCAAACAGAUUGGUAUUCAGCAUGUUGUUGUAUUCAUCAAUAAGGUAGACGCUGCUGACCAGGAGAUGGUUGAACUAGUAGAAAUGGAAAUCAGAGAACUCAUGACUGAAAUGGGAUAUGAUGGUGAUAAUGUUCCAGUAGUAAAAGGUUCAGCCUUAUGUGCUCUAGAUGGUAAAAGUCCUGAGAUUGGAGCGGAUGCAAUCAGUCAACUGCUGAAGGAAGUAGAUUCGUAUAUUCCAACACCAGUGCGUGAAUUGGAUAAGCCAUUCCUCAUGCCUGUUGAGUCUGUACACUCAAUUCCAGGUCGUGGCACAGUUGUUACUGGUCGUUUACACAGAGGUGUACUAAAAAAAGGUACAGAAUGUGAAAUAGUUGGACAUGGCAAGGUUAUGAAAACUACUGUGACAGGUGUUGAAAUGUUCCAUAAAACUCUAGAGGAAGCGCAAGCUGGUGAUCAGUUAGGUGCAUUAGUCCGUGCCAUAAAGAGAGAACAAAUCAAACGUGGGAUGGUAAUGGCCAAACCUGGCACUGUCAAAGCUCAUGACAAUGUUGAGGCUGCUGUCUAUAUAUUGAGCAAAGAAGAAGGUGGUCGUUCAAAACCAUUCACAUCAUUCAUCCAACUACAAAUGUUCUCAAUGACAUGGGAUUGUGCCUCUCAAGUUAUAAUCCCUGACAAAGAAAUGGUCAUGCCUGGUGAAGAUGCAAAAUUGAAUUUAAAACUCUUGAAACCUAUGGUCUGUGAAACUGGCCAGCGCUUUACAUUGAGAAUGGGUGAUUUGACCUUGGGAACUGGUGUUAUCACUAAAGUAAACAAUAAUUUAUCUGAAGAGGAAAGAUUGAUGCUCUUAGAAGGAAAAAAGGCGCGAGAAAAGGCUGCAGCAAAGAAGUAAAUUGUAUACAUUUAAGCCUAGUCGUGUAGUUCACAUUAUUAUUAUAUGCAUUUAAAAAUGUAAAAUUUAAUUAAAUGAUAUACUAACAAAA
Molecule: messenger RNA, 1681 nt
Organism: Galleria mellonella (greater wax moth)
Lineage: Eukaryota; Metazoa; Arthropoda; Insecta; Lepidoptera; Pyralidae
Gene: mEFTu1
Product: elongation factor Tu, mitochondrial
Exons: 7
Coding region: 187-1590 (467 amino acids)
Biological process (GO): mitochondrial translational elongation
Cellular component (GO): mitochondrion
Molecular function (GO): translation elongation factor activity; GTP binding; GTPase activity
Source: RefSeq, a predicted model, not a curated record